Messenger RNA from Aspergillus nidulans FGSC A4, 2575 nucleotides. Its product is annotated as glycogen (starch) synthase. Gene Ontology annotation, molecular function: alpha-1,4-glucan glucosyltransferase (UDP-glucose donor) activity. The transcript is spliced from 4 exons. NCBI's taxonomy places the organism in Eukaryota, Fungi, Ascomycota, Eurotiomycetes, Eurotiales, Aspergillaceae. Gene Ontology annotation, biological process: glycogen biosynthetic process. Bases 294 to 2429 code for a protein of 711 amino acids. The record is from RefSeq and is a predicted model, not a curated record.
GAAACGUUUCUAUUUUUUUCUGGCUUACUUUUCGCCCCAAAGCAAGAUUCUUGUCCAGGGCCAGGUUCCUCCCGUCUAGACCCAGCUACAAGCUCAGUUUCCCCGCCACCCAGUUUCGAUUUCCCCCACACGCCUGGCCAAGGCAGCGCACUCCUGAACCUGCCUGUGUGCUCCUUUUUCACGAAGGGAACUUCUCACAUUGACAUCCCCUUCAUUUUCCUCUCUUCUUUCAGUAUCCUGGCCACAUUGCCGCUGCGCAGCUUCAUCGUUGCAGCUUCAGAAAUACCGUCACCAUGGCUGAUGACCAAGACCCUCCAAGGCGCGAUGUCCGCAACCAUAUGCUCUUCGAGAUCGCGACUGAAGUUGCCAAUCGCGUUGGCGGUAUCUACUCGGUGCUUAAGUCCAAAGCCCCCGUCACUACCGCCGAGUAUGGCGAGCGCUACACUCUGAUCGGGCCUUUGAACCGCAAUUCUGCAGCUGUGGAGGUCGAGGAGCUCACACCGUCUAGUCCUGCGAUGAAAGAGACGAUGCAGUCGAUGAAGGAGCGCGGCAUUGAAAUGGUCUACGGUCGCUGGCUCAUUGAGGGUGCGCCGCGUGUGCUUCUCAUAGACACCGGCACCGGAUACAAAUACUUGGACGAAUGGAAGGGUGAUCUGUGGAAUACUGCCGGUAUUCCUUCCCCUGCUUCGGAUCAUGAGACGAAUGAGGCGAUUGUUUUUGGAUAUUUGGUGGCAUGGUUCUUGGGCGAGUAUAUUGCUCACGAGCGCCGUCGUGCAGUUGUUGCUCACUUCCACGAGUGGCUCGCGGGUGUCGCUCUUCCUUUGACCAAGAAAAGGCAUAUGGACCUAACAACUAUUUUUACAACUCACGCGACACUACUCGGUCGAUAUCUCUGUGCGGGUUCGGUUGACUUUUACAAUAAUCUGCAGUACUUUGACGUGGAUGCGGAGGCUGGUAAACGAGGCAUCUACCAUCGAUACUGUAUAGAACGAGCCGCUGCACACUCGGCGGAUGUGUUCACCACCGUCUCCCACAUCACUGCUUUUGAGAGUGAGCAUCUCCUCAAGCGGAAACCAGACGGUGUGCUGCCCAACGGAUUGAAUGUCAAGAAGUUCUCGGCGGUUCAUGAGUUCCAAAACCUGCACUCCCAGUCAAAAGAGAAGAUCAAUGAAUUUGUCAGAGGGCAUUUCUAUGGACACAAUGACUUUGAUUUUGACGAUACUCUUUACGUAUUUACAUCCGGUCGGUACGAAUUUCGCAACAAGGGUGUUGACAUGUUUAUCGAAGGGCUGGCGCGUCUCAAUCAUCGUCUCAAGUCCAGCGGAUCGAAGACCACGGUUGUAGCAUUCAUCAUCAUGCCAGCGCAGACCUCGUCACUCACUGUCGAGUCACUAAAAGGCCAAGCGGUUGUCAAGUCGCUUCGCGACACGAUUCAUAUGAUCGAGCAAGGCAUUGGAAAGCGCAUGUACGAGCGGUGUCUAGCCUGGAAGGAGGGUGACAAUAUGCCGGAUGAGAAAGACCUUAUCACCAGCCAAGACCGCGUCCUCCUGCGACGUAGGCUUUUCGCCAUGAAACGUCAUACUCUUCCUCCAAUCGUUACUCAUAACAUGAUCAAUGACUCCGAGGAUCCGAUCCUUAACCAGAUCCGGCGUGUCCAGCUCUUCAAUCAAUCUUCUGAUCGCGUCAAAAUCGUUUUCCAUCCAGAAUUCCUCAACUCAUCUAACCCAGUGUUGCCUUUGGACUACGAUGACUUUGUUCGUGGUACACACCUUGGAGUCUUCCCGUCUUACUAUGAGCCCUGGGGUUACACUCCCGCGGAAUGUACAGUCAUGGGAGUUCCCAGCAUUACAACCAAUCUCUCGGGCUUCGGAUGCUAUAUGGAGGAGCUUAUUGAGAACUCCUCGGACUACGGCAUUUAUAUUGUGGACCGCCGGAUGAAGGGCGUAGACGAUUCAGUCAACCAGCUGACCGAUUUCAUGUACAACUUCACCCUCAAGAGCCGACGGCAACGCAUCAACCAGCGUAACCGUACGGAACGUCUCAGCGACCUGCUGGACUGGAAGCGCAUGGGCUUGGAAUAUGUCAAAGCUCGGCAGUUGGCUCUUCGACGAGCAUACCCCUCGUCUUUCGACAACCAGGAAGAUUACUUUGACGUUAUUGGCGGGACAGAGCAGAAGAUAUCGCGACCAUUGUCGGUUCCCGGAUCACCACGCGAUCGCUCUGGUAUGAUGACACCCGGUGAUUUCGCAUCACUGCAAGAAGUCAAGGAGGGUCUCUCGACCGAAGACUAUGUUGCAUGGCGCCUUCCAACAAGCGAGGAAGAUGAUGCGGAAGACCACUUUUACCCUCUCACCCUUCGGACGAAGAAGUCCGACCGACCGUCUUCACCUCUUGACCGGAUAUCCAUAAACGGGGGUCAAUCCAGCUAGCAUGGAGUUUAUUCUUUGUUCGCACUCGCAUGUUAGCAUACUUGUAAUGUCCUGUCUGUUCAUAUUGCUUCGAACAAAGCUGGAGUUCCAGCCUAGUACAUUUGUUUUUAUAUGCCUCAAAUUAUACUAUCCAUUGUUCAUCACUU